Molecule: messenger RNA, 5224 nt
Organism: Girardinichthys multiradiatus
Lineage: Eukaryota; Metazoa; Chordata; Actinopteri; Cyprinodontiformes; Goodeidae
Gene: fgf21
Product: fibroblast growth factor 21
Exons: 4
Coding region: 2926-3549 (207 amino acids)
Biological process (GO): regulation of cell migration; fibroblast growth factor receptor signaling pathway; animal organ morphogenesis
Cellular component (GO): cytoplasm
Molecular function (GO): growth factor activity; fibroblast growth factor receptor binding
Source: RefSeq, a predicted model, not a curated record
UUAAUCCCAGAGGGCCUGAUGUGUAUUCGCAUUUAACAUGAUCACUCUGAAUUUCAGUGGAAAACCUUCAUUUUUAUACAAACCUUUAUUUACCUCAUUGGGUUUCAAAAUCUAUUUUCCAAGCGAUACCUUAACUUAUGGUAGAGAUAGAAAUACAUCAAAUUGGUAUAUUUACAACAAAAACAGAUGUUUGUUGUGUGAAAUAUGUUAAAGUUGUGGAGUUUGGGUCUCACCUUUUCCUGGCAUGCCUCCUUAACAAGCAGCUUACAUUUAGGGCCCAAAAAGCCUCUCUUACAACUUCCUUAACUUGUUUGUGCACCUGGUGGUGAGACAAACUGGGAUUCUCAUCCAGUAUUGUUUGAAUAUAUACAGUAUAGGAUGAAUAUGUGGAAAAGAAACCCAUUUCCACUGCUAAGUAAUGUGCAGGAUCUAUGAUGCUGUGGGAGCUUUUUCUCAUCCAAAGUACGUGGAAACCUUGAUCAAAUGCGUGGCAUCAUGGACUCCUAGAGAUUUUAAGUACAAACCUAGUUACCUCUAACAUAGAACUUGAUAUGGUUUAUCAUUGGGUUUUUCAGUAGUAGCGUGUUUAAAACCAGACACAAAAUCAAUCUGCUUUUAUUUCUAUUUCUAUUUUGGCUUUCAAAUCAGAGAAAAACUGCUAAAACCUGAAACUUUCAAUGACCACCCUUCAAUUCUGACUCUUAUUUCGGUCAAAGAUUUGGUCAUUGAUAAUAUAAACAGACCCUUUGUAUUAUACAGAAUAUAUUAUUGCACUAAUUUACUUAGAAAACCCUGAAACAUACACCAUAGACCUUUACUUGCAUUGUCAAGAAGCAGCAAAUCUAUACACAAGUUGGAAUGGGUCAUACCUUCCCUGAAGAUUGGGCAGGUUAGUUCCCCUGGAGGUCCUCCAAGGAACUUUAGGCGUUUUUGUGUCAGAAUGUUCCUCCCAACAGCUGUGUCACCAGAAUAGACUAUUUUAUAUAAGUGGUCCAUGCAGGGUAGGUGCAAUUUUCACUUUCCUCCACAGUAUCAGUCAGUCAGUUUAAUAGCACUACACUAAUAUAGCGGUCAAAACGUUAUUCCAAUGACACCAUCUGUCAUCACUCCAACUCAGUUUGUCUGCAGUUAUUUAACCAGCAUCUACAUUUUGUUUGGUCCUAAAAAGCCACUUCGGUAUAUUAAAACACAUAUGGCUGAUUGGUGGGAAGUUAAAAUACUUAUAUACAAUCGGACUGCAGCUGUCUAACACUUGCUGAGGCUAAACAUAUAGGAGGAAACCUCCUGAGAAAGUGGAUUUUGAUUUAUUGCGAUCGGCGGACAUCAGUAGAUUGUUGGCACUGACAAUGGCAACAUAAAAAGUUAAAAACCUAGUAAAAGAAAAUGUUUUCUAACCUGUUAAACUUUAUGGUCGCACACAACACAAGCAGUCACCUUGGCGGUCUGGCUGUUAACUCCCUGUUCGAGAUUUCUGUAACAGCCAUGGCAUUAUCUGUGUUGUGUCUUCAUCUCUUAUUUUUGCAUUGUUCCUUUCCUGAAAUCUAAGAUUGUGGUUGUUUCAGAACCCUGGCAGUGUUUCUGAUAGACGCUUUUUUUGUGGAUGAGGAAAAAAUCCACAAAAUCUGUCAUCCUCAACUCUUUACAUCAGGAGAGGUCAUUCACGUUUCCAGGUGUAGAUGAUCUUUGUAGCAAACCUGCACAGUAUAUCCUUGUUUUGCAUUGCAACACAUCCAUUUGAUACAUUUCUGUUAGAAAUUAUUUUUCCGACACGUAAACAAUCCAUUUGGUAAUUCCCAAGAGAGAUUUCCUGACAUUGCCUUCACAGACACAACACUAUAAUCCAUAUAUGGUAGUGCCUUCUGGUGUUAGUGGGCAUGACUCUAAAGGCUCUUUUUGUUUCAGAAAAGUACUUUUUAAGUUUCAAAUCUGCUUUGAAAAUGGAAAGUGAUUUAUCUUUCAUACAUUCAAGAUUUUCAGUUUGUCUUUCUCUAAAAUGUCAUGAUAGAUUACUCUUACAUUGCAAAAACUGAUAAAUUAAUUGUAACACAAUCACUUGUCGCAACGAUUUAAUCACAAUAUCUGGAAACAAGCAUUGAUGCAAUGUGGAAUGUUUUUGGUGGAUGCCAGGCAGUGUUUCUUAACCGUUGAGUUUACAGUCUGACGUUCACCUUCUCUCUGCUGUCUGCACAGCUGCAGUCUUGUAAACACUUCCCCUGCUUGGAAAUCAGUGUCAACCCACUCCUUCCUUCUCUUUCUCUCUCAAACACUCAUACAUCAAACAGAAUAAACACCAUAAAGUCCAAAAUACAGCCUACGUCACUUCCUCGCAUAAUCAUUUUUAAUCCAGCACAUGACGCAGAGGGACGUGUUAGCAUUACAUCUUCUUUCAGCUUUGAAAUGUGUUUAUUUUUCAAGUGGAGGACUGUAGAGGAAGGCACGCUUGGUUACAGUAAAUGUUGUGUGAAUGUGACAAAAGGAUCUUCCUCAGUUAGUGUGAACUUUGUGUUACAUUGCUCUGGGUUGAUGUAAUAUAGAACAUUUCAUAUAAACAGUGAUUGUUGCAUUGUUGCAUUUGGUAAGUCUUUAAGACUUUUUAAAGUUUUCUUGAAGAAUCUUGUUAAAUGUAAUAUACAUAUUUUGUUAAAAGUGGUUAAACGAUAUUAUGGGAAUACAGGUGUUCCACUCUGCACUGCAUCCCAGUUUAAUAGGAAUAUGUCUGUCUGACUCAUACAUACUCUUGUGAAGUUGGACCUCCUUCUCCUAACUCCUUUAUAAGAGCGCCAAACUUCCUUCUGUUCAGAAUUUGCUCACACAUCGAGACUUUCAUAUUUAUUAUUUAUUUUUAAUUAAAUCUUUUUGCAAGCUAUUUAUUGUCAUUUAUUUUGUGUUCAUUUCAUUCAACACUCCCUUUAUUCCUUCUUUAAAAUGUUUUUCUUUCCAAAUAACCUUUUAUUCUACCUGUUUACCGUCGUUUUUUUAAUCCUGUCACUUCCCUUUUCGUGGUCGUUUUAUCUCCCUGAAUCCAACCCAAUCUUUGCGUUCAGAAAUCAGCUCAGAGAGGUGCAUCUUUAUACAGAAAACCACAGACAUGGGCUGUAUUUGCAGAUAAAUCAGGAUGGUAGAGUGACUGGAAGUGAUGCCCAGACUCCCUAUAGUGUGCUGCAAGUCAAAUCAGUUAAACAGGGCCAUGUAGUCAUAAAGGGGCAAUCAUCAUCCAUGUUUCUCUGCAUGGAUAUCACCGGGAAUCUUAGGGGGCAGAGUGCCUAUGAAGAGGCUGACUGCUCCUUCAGAGAAAUCCUGCUGGCUGAUGGAUACACCCGUUUCCUUAACUCACGCCAUGGAAUUCCUUUAUCACUGGCAUCCAGAAAUUCUCCAGAUCAACACUCAGUUCCUUUCACAAGAUUUUUACCUCUCAGGAAUACUUUAACAACAGAGAACGUCUCUGAGGAAUCAAUAAAAACCCAGAGGAACUUCAACACGGACUCGGAUGACCUUUUCGAGAUGGGACAGAAUACGGUGGUUAGUCCUCAGCUGUUUAUGGACAAGUAAAAUACAGCAUCACAAAGAAAUCAGACUCUGACACAUGAGUUUCUUUUAAUUUAUUAUAAUUAUUAUUAUGACUGAAUGUGGUUUUCAGAAUGUUUCAAUGAAAUUAAUAUUGACCUAAAUUAUUUAUUUAUUUUCUGCUUUGUGUGCUUCUUAUUUAAAGCUUAUUUAAAUUUUAAUUCAUUCUGAGCAUGAUUCAUAUCGUAAAAUAUUUUGGAAAAAAAACAAAAUAAUCUAGACUAGCAUUUUUCAGUUUCCUGGUAAAGUUCAAUUUCCUUUUCUCAGGUUGCAGAGAAAUUCUCAGUGCAAAUAAAUCUAAUCCAAAUAAUUAUUUGAAUGUUUGCAUUACUGAUGUGCAGAUGCAACCCUGCACUGAAGCAUUUAGAAAAAGAAGCAGUUCAGAGCUACAGGAGUGAGGAAAAACUGCUGUUGUGAGUGCAGGCCCGCCCUCUAGUGGAGGAAACGAAUAAUGACACAAGGCAGGUUAAACUCUGGAGACAGUUAAGAUUUUUCAGUUUCAGCCAAUCGGCGUAUUUGCAUUGCUUAUAUAGACAAAACUCAGAGCAAAGCCUCUCAGUUGUUGUAUAGCAGCUGUUUAUUGGACCAAAGGUACAAAGUUUAAUGGAAUUUGUAAACUGCUGUUAGAUUUUUGAUUCAGGAAAGAAAAAGUAAAAUUCUCAAGGCAAAUUUGUAAAAUUGAAUUGUGAGUUAUUAAAUUGUAAGAAAUAAAAAUCUUGUGAUUUCAAACCUCUGGACAUCUUGGGCUCUUUUCCCGUUUUGCUCACUUUUGUUUUAAAAAAACUCCAACCAUACAGACAUACUUCCUGUUUAUCCAUAUUAUUUAAAGUGAUUGUUAUAGAGAGCUCUGGCUUGUUCUAUCAUUUACAUUUACCAUGAAAUCAUGUAUAUACUGUGCUGUUUUUGUUCUAAACGAUGCCAGAUGUCGCUUAGUUUACUCCAGCAACUACCGCUCCCUCCAUACCAACCGCCAUGUUUGAAAAGCUUAAAAACAUCCAUCUUUUAUUGUAGUUGCAUAGUCUCACACUGAACAUUUCACUCAACUAAACAUUUCAGUCAAGUGCCUUUAAUGAGUGUAAAAAUUAAAUCACCAAAAAAGUAAUUCUUUUUUUGUUUAAUUGCCAAUGUGACACCUGUUCAUACGCCUAACAUAUAAUACAUAAAUAAGUUCACUAAAUCAAGAUUAUGGGUGCUUGUAAUCUGUGCUUUAGAUUUUUAUAAUUGAUCAGUGUCUAAACAUUUUUAAUUAGUAAUUGUUCAGUUUAGUUUGUGAUGACCAUUAGUAGUGAAUUUCUGUUCCCUGGGGCGUGAAUAUAAUGUGACACAGACACCCACUUCUUUAAGCCACUCUCCAUUAUGCUGCAUGAGGACCUAUGUUUUAUCUUGCCAAUGCACACAAUGAGGAUAGUAGAGGAGGUAAAAACAAAUAACAAAUCUGCAACAAGCAGCAGCUUAUUGAGGUCAACAAGUCUUUACAAUAAUCAUUUGGUUCUAUCUAAAUGUUAACCAUUUAGUUGGGAGGUAUGCCAGGACACAGCAUUUUCAUUCACAAAUGUAAACAUGUGAAGUGUGCUGAAUGCUACUGAGAGUUUAGCUGACAAUUAUCCACAACAUACAGCCAAAUUAACACAGAAACAGUUCAUUAGAACCAAAAUAUCCC